AUGUCUUCUGAAAUCACUGAGAAAAACAAUACUGUGGUCCACACAAAGUCUGACGACGACUCGACCAAAGACAAAACUUUAAUCACUACCGCUUUCUCCAACAAUGAGGAUGUUUACGAUACUGAGGGUGAACAAAAACUCAAAGGACGCAAGCCUUUCUACGGAGGUAAAGAUCACGUUUUCCGUGACCCUGAAGUUGCCGACCACUACCGCCAGAUAUACGACAAAGCCACCUACGAAGGCCGCUUCCAUUUUGAUCCUGACUUUGAAUGGACUCCAAAGCAAGAAACAAAACUCUUGUGGAAAAUUGAACUCCGUGCUUGUUUAUGGGCUUGUGCCAUGUUUAUGGCUCUGCAGCUAGACCGUGGUAACAUUGGCCAGGCAUUGUCCGAUAACAUGCUUAAGGAUCUCAAUCUAACCACCAACGACUAUAAUACUGGUCAAACUAUUUUCCGUGUUUGUUUCUUGGCUGCUGAACUCCCUUCACAACUUGUUUCUAAAAAAAUUGGUCCUGAUCGCUGGAUUCCUACUCAAAUCACCAUUUGGUCCAUUGUCGCCAUGUGUCAGUCCCGACUUUCCGGUAAGGGUUCCUUUUACGCCACUCGUGCUCUUCUUGGUCUUCUCGAAGGUGGUUUUAUUGCUGAUACUGUUUCUUGGUUGUCUUAUUUUUAUACCGGCUAUGAACUUCCCAUUCGCCUCAGUUUUUUCUGGACCACUUUAACUUUGACCGAUAUCUGCGCCUCACUUCUUGCCUUUGGUGUCCUCCGCAUGCGUGGUAUUCUUGGUUGGGCCGGUUGGAGAUGGCUUUUUCUUUUGGAAGGUAUCUUUACCCUCAUUAUUGGUCUUCUUUCCUUCAUUCAACUUCCUCCCUCACCUGUUCAAACUAAAACUUGGUUCAGACCUAAGGGCUGGUUUACUGAAUUUGAGGAAAAGCUUAUUGUUAAUCGUGUACUUAGAGAUGAUCCUUCCAAGGGAGAUAUGCACAAUCGUCAAGCUGUCACUGUGAAGCAGCUUUGGGAAUCUCUUUGUGAUUACGAUCUUUGGCCCCUUUAUUUUAUUGGUCUCGUGUCCUAUAUCCCUACUUCAACAGUGUCUGCAUAUUUGACCCUUACGCUUAAACAGCUUGGUUUCUCUACUUUCAACACUAACUUGCUUACCAUUCCUCCUAACGCUGUCCACAUUGUUCUUUUGCUUGCCCAAACAUGGUUAACUGAACGAAUUAAUGAAAGAACCCUUACCAGUACUCUCCAGCCACUUUGGAUUAUUCCUUGUAUUGGUACCCUUGCCUUUUGGUCUAAAUCACUCUCUGAUGUCUGGGGUACUUAUGCACUCUUAGUUGUUCUUCUUUCAGGCCCUUAUAUUCACGCAAUUCUUGUUGGCUGGUGCUCUCGUAAUUCCAAUACUGUCCGCACCCGUACUGUGUCUGCUGCUGUGUAUAACAUGUUUGUGCAAGCUGGUAGUAUCAUUGCUGCCAAUAUCUACCGCAAGGAUGACUCUCCCAAGUAUAGAAGAGGUAACCGUGUGCUUUUCGGCAUCGGCUUUGUUUCGCUCGCCAUUCUCAUUGGAACCAAGAUUUACUAUGUUUGGAGAAACAAGAGCCGUGAUAAAAUUUGGAAUGCCAUGACUUUGGAGCAGCAGCAUGAGUACCGCCAAAAUACUACCGAUAAGGGUAACAAGAGAUUGGACUUUAGAUUUGCCCACUAA
Magnusiomyces paraingens is the source of this 1704-nucleotide messenger RNA. RefSeq lists its product as uncharacterized. Gene Ontology annotation, biological process: transmembrane transport. Gene Ontology annotation, molecular function: transmembrane transporter activity. The transcript has a single exon. Gene Ontology annotation, cellular component: membrane. The record is from RefSeq and is a predicted model, not a curated record. The coding region runs from base 1 to 1704 and encodes 567 amino acids. NCBI's taxonomy places the organism in Eukaryota, Fungi, Ascomycota, Dipodascomycetes, Dipodascales, Dipodascaceae.